This is a messenger RNA of Homalodisca vitripennis (glassy-winged sharpshooter), 5914 nucleotides long. RefSeq lists its product as uncharacterized. NCBI's taxonomy places the organism in Eukaryota, Metazoa, Arthropoda, Insecta, Hemiptera, Cicadellidae. The transcript is spliced from 3 exons. Gene Ontology annotation, molecular function: protein binding. Bases 242 to 1837 code for a protein of 531 amino acids. The record is from RefSeq and is a predicted model, not a curated record.
AGUACAGAACAAUAAUUGAACAGACCAGACCACAUCACAGAUUAUAAUAUAAACAUCUGACGGAAUUGCUUUCUUGGUUAAGAAUAGAAUACUUAGAAGCAUAGAACUAUAGAAGUCGUAAAUCGUUAAGUGUAUGAAGGCAUAGACAGCUAAUGGAUGUGUCACAGCUGGCUUGAGUUUACCUUCAAGACAUUUUUAACCAGCACAUAUUCAUCUUAAAUAUAUUUUCUUUGGAAUUGUUAUGGGUAACGAGGAUGCCAUUGUUUGCAAGGAGAAAUUUGAUGCCUCCAAGAACUGUGACUGUGCUGCCAUAGAAUCCAUAAAACUGGACCUUCAAAAAACAAGCUUGACUGAUGAAAAAGAUGGUGAAAGCCAUAAAAAGCUUGACUUUGUUCAGAUUCUACCUGUAGAACUUGUCGAAGAGAUAUUCAUCUAUUUAAAACCAAAAGAUUUGGCAGCCUGCACUGCAGUCAACAGCAGCUGGCGAGAAGCUGUCAACUCAAACAAGAUCUGGAGUUCCAUUUGUGAAAAGAGAGGGUGGAAGGAUAACUUUGACCUGAAUACCACUCACUUCUAUAAAUCACACAGACAGUUCCGUAAAUGGUCACAUUCAUAUGAUUCAUUUACCCCAAUCUGCCAGAAGCGUUUAUUGUUCAACCAGCAUUCAUGCUUGCAGUACAACUGGCGUUGUGGUAAAUACAUAAAGCACAAGAUUUCGGGUGGGGCUAACAGCUGGUUUGGUGUACUGGAACCGAUCACUUGUGAUGGUAAGUAUUUAGUGUUGCUUGAAAAAAAGUUAACUAAAUCAUCAAAGCUUGGAGUUUGGAGCCUUGAAGGUGUCCCAUUCAAAUUGUGUGACUUGACUUUACCCGACAAAGUUAACGAUGUGCAAUCCAUAGCAUUUGAUUUUGACACUAUUGUGAUAAUUCAAAACUGGAUCAUUAGGGUGUUUCGUUUCGAUUUAUAUAAAAAUACUUUUGACGAAGCCUUUGUUAAAUACGAGCUGUCUAACUUGAUACCUACAAAGAAACAACUGCUAAAAGAUGUAAAAAAAUUGAGUCCCUACUUAAAAGUCACUCAAGAAUAUGUAAUAUUUGUUCCGAGUUUUUCUCAUAGCACUGAGGACUUUGUGCCAAUUUUCUUUUGGGAUAGAAAAACUGGAGACUUGAAACAUACACUUCAGUUUGAUUCCAUGUAUCAGGAAAUCACAAUUGCUAUUUGGUUCGGUGACUCUUGCUACUUGGGUUUGUGUAACAGGAAAAAGAAGGUGCAUCAAAUAGUUGAAUUUGGUGUGAAAACUGCUGCAUGGGAAGCGUUCAGUCAGAGUGUCAUUACGGAGAUAGAACAAAUCGCAGUCAGUAAUCAGUACAUCCUUGCAGUAACAAAAAAAGUGCCUAGUCCCAGAGGUGCUAGACCUUACUUUGUGACAAGAGGUGAGGAAAAAAAAGAGAUUUGGCUCUGGGACCGAGCUACAGGUUCAGCUUUGAAAAGUUUUGAUGCACAAGGAAAAGGUUUCCAGUUUGUUGGCGAUUGCUUGAUGUUUUAUGAUUCAGCUCAAGUCACAGUCAUGAACCCUAAAACUCCAGACAUACGGAGUGAAUUUGAGAUAAAUGGGGCAGUGACAGCUAUCAGAGCUUGUUGCCACUCAAAUCUCAUGUUAAUCAUGAAGCCCAGUUGCCACAUGGAAAUGUGGGAUUGGAGUCUGGGCUGUCGCUUGUAUACUAUCAACGGUGAGACGGGUUUAAGUAAUCAUCUUUGGUGUGAUAGCAAACACAUAAUCACCCAUCUAUCACCUGAUACUUUAUCUGGGAGUGUUGUCAUCCUAGGUUUUUGGUGAUCGGAAAAUGUUUCUUCAGAAGUGACCUUGUGAAAUUAUUUUACAAACAGACAAAUCACUCAUUAUUAAGUGAUUUUAUUAGUACAAAUAAUUCUUUAAAAUCGUGUGAUAAAUUUCUAACUGUGAUCAUUUUUCUUUUACUUGUAAAAGAACAUGUUGUUAUCAAUAUUAUAUUUAAAUCAGUUCCAUUGCAUGAACAGUUGUAUGUUUAAUUAUUUUUCUGUAAAACCUCAAAUGAUUGAUUGUAAAGCAUAAUUGAACAUAAACAACUAAAAAUGUAGCAAAUUUUAUUUUGAGUUAUUCUUUGAUGGAUCAUAACAUAAAUUAAAUUAUUUGUGAUUUUAGGUCAUACAAUUUUAUAUAAAUUAAGGUAGUUCUAGAGUAGCAUUAAGUACUAGAGUAAUCCAAUAUACUCCUCCAAAUGAAACAUUCGUAAUAUAAAGAAAUUUUUAAAUACAGUAAAUAUUACUUUAGAAAACUUUCAAAGUUGUGUUUGUAAAAAUUUAAGUAACUAAAUUUUUUUUGUAAUUUAUUUUCAAAAAUAAAAACUUAUAUCGAUAAAUGUUGGCUUCAGUUUGAUAAUUAUUAAUAAAAAUAAACAUUGUAUUAGUUUAGUUUUGUCAAAAUACUAUAAAGUGGCUUUAUUUUGUCUGAAUUGUAAAAGAAAGGAGAAAGAGUUAUGUUACCAUAACACUAUGGAUUUGUAAAGUUAGGAUUAGUUUUUCAUUAUUAAAUACAGUUAGUUUACUAGGUUUCAUAUGAGAAUGUAGAGCAGUAAAUUUUGCAUGAAUUACUGACUUUGCACAAUAAUAAGGAGCAUUAAACCACCGGUGAUCAUUAUCUAUCCAACCCCAUUUGCUUUAUUUCAAUUAUAGUUAUUAAUUAUUGUUUGUACACAAAGAUAGAAAUUUUCUUUGAUUUUAUACUUUAUGUAAAUUGACUCGAAGUUUAGCAGGUUAGUUGAAAACAAUAAUUAUGGACAUUAAGGCUAUUGUGUUGUAAGCUCCAGUCAUCAGUCUUGUUCACCAAUCAUUUGUGGUUACUUUAUUAUAAAUAUCUAAUUUAGAUUAGCAGAUUAUUUGCAAGAUUAGUAUGUUGGAUUGAUUAGUGUGUUUUGAUUUUGUUAUUUUUAAUAAUACUUUUAUUAAUUACAACAACUUAUUGUUACUAUUAUUUAAGCAUGAGAUUUAAUUUCAACUAAGCUGUCUUUAUAAUAGAGAUUUUACAUUGACUUUAUCAUUUAUCACAAUUUACUAUAUGAUAAACUUAAAAUGCCUUAAUUUGACCGUUAUAGCAUUGUACAUAUAUACAUAAUAAUUAAAUAGAUAACAUGAUAGAUACUAUUUAUCUAAAAAUUUUAUCACUGCCAGUACCGACUUUUUGUCUCUUGUCUACUUUGUACCGAAAAUGGUAGCAAUUUGUUGUUUGGUUUUACUCUAAAAUGUUUUACUCAUACUGUAUUUAAUACUUGUGUUAAGUAUUAAUGUUAUGGCAUAUUAUGUAAGCUGUUAAAAUUUGUUUGCUUACACUAGGUAAUGUUUUAAUGACGUGUUAUUUAAACAUAUAUUUUAUUUUAAAUGAAACAUAAUUGUAUUUGAUAAAUUAACCCUAUAACAUACAUCUUUCUAUUGUUUGAUUAGAUAACAAUGUUAUUUUUAUAAAAGUAAAAAUAUAAUUGACAAAUUUGUCUAGGAAUCGCAUAUUUAUCCUAGACUUUCUAUUGACACUUCAAUGAAAAUGCUCUGUUCUUAAUAAAAUUAUGAAAAACUACAAUAAUUUUUAACUAAACCCACCCCAAGCUGAUCCUUAAACCACAUAUAAUUUUGAUAUGAAAUAAUAUAUUUAAGAGACAUAAUAUUGUCUUGUUUUAUUUUAAUGGAAAGUCACAAAAUAAAUUCUUAAGCAUUACAAUAAUCUUUUAAAAGUUGUACUACAAAUUAUUUUGCCCAACUGCAAAUAAUUUUCAUUUAAACAUUCAUGUUAUGUUCUUGUGAAAUGUAAAGCAUUCAACUGACUCCAAUGAAUGUAGAAGUCAAUUAUAAAUUUCUACAAAUCAAUAUAGGCCUAUAAAACAUGUUAGUACAGUAGACACCCUCUUAAUCGACUAUCUACAGGACUAAAGCUUGGUCGGAUAAAGGAAAAUCAAUUAAAUAAAAAAUCACCAUUAUACAAUCCGUAGGCUAUCAAACAUCAUAAUGAGUCUAUUGUUAUUUAUACAACACAGUUACAUUUCACUUAAAAAGAGUCCAUAAACAUUGUGUAAUUUAUAUUACAAGUAUGUGUAUAUUAACUACCUCAGAGAACUUGUAUGUUGUUGAAAUUAAUGGUUUAUGUGUGACAAAGUUAAUUAAUAACUGUACUUACAUUUUAGGAAUAGUAACAUAUCAAUUAUACAGUAUUUUUCCAGAUUAGUCUGAUAUCAAACUAUAUCAUUAUAUUAAAUAUAUUUAUUAUUCUUUUGGAAUAACAGUUUUCCUGCUUACUAAUGAGCAAAUCUACAAAUUUAUAGACCGACUUUCUUAAUGUAAGAUUUUUAUGUUAAAAUAUAAACAUUAUUUAGUAAUUUGGGUUAUUAUUAUAAGGCAAUGUGUUGUCAUUUAAAAAGAAUUCUUAAUCAUAUAUGAAAUCAUUUCCUAGGAUUUUUAAUAAAACUGUAUAAAUUAUUAACCCUUUGCGCUCGAAAGGCCUGCAGCACUUGCCAAACCAAGGUUGCAGAAAGCUUGUGUUGGUUUUGCCAUAAUUUGUCCUCGCAACUCAUAUGGCUACUUUCAUUGACAGCUCAGCGGCCAUAUUUGUUGUUUGCAUCUCCAGAUCAGAAUUAUUUUUCAAUUUUCUCCAUGUUAUUUGCAUACUAAUUUAAAAUUUUUAAAGAAGAAAUGAAAAAUAAUAUUUAAUUUAAUUUUAAUGAAUCUUUCAAAUACAAAGAUAAACAUUCAUUUGGGAAAUGUAACUCUUAUCAAUAUAUUGGUAACAAAGAUAGGUAAUAAAAUGCUAUAAAGUAGGCUUUUACAGUUAGUUUAUGCUCAUACAUGAACUAUUUUACAUUUUUCUCAGUCUUUACAUUUUUUUACGGAUAAAAUUUUUAAAAAUACAUACCUAUGUGUCGUCAAGAAUAGUUAGCAUACAUCUUCUAAUAAAAUGUCCUAGGUUUCUACCACUUCAGUUUAUAGGCACACUAUGCGUCAUUCGUCUUAUUUGCACAAAGUUUAGAGAAGAGUUAGAGACCAGUUUAAAAUUUACUGCUUUGCUUAAAAAAUUGUAUUUUAAAAUAAAGCUGUUCGGUAGGUUUCAGCACUCGCCAUUCAUUAUAUAAGACAAGGAGAAUAUUAGAAACUAUCUGCUAUGUUUAGUGGCCAAUAGUGCUGGCCUUACGAGCUAUUGACGUAUUAUAUCUUGACCAGUACAGCUGGACAUACGAGCUGAGAUAACAAGAUAACAUUACGGCAAAAAUUAAUACCUGCUUCUGACAAAAUGGCAGCCAGUAGAGCUGACCAUACUUAGCUCCAAGGACAAAUUAUAAAUACUGCCUUCGAGUGCAUAGGGUUAAGAGUAAAUUCCCAUACCUUUUAUGAAUUAUGAUGCUUUUAUAAAAUAUCUUAAUAUUACUAACCAUAUUUAUUAUUCUUUUGGAAUAACAGUUUUUUUGGCCUCAUCAUUACAAAUCUACAAAUUUAUUGACUGACUUUCUUCAUGUUAGAUUUCUAUUUUUGACACAUUAUUUAGUCAUUUAGGAUUAAAUUUUAAGGCAAUGCGUCAUCAUUUAAAAAGAAUUCAUAAUCAUAGAUGAAAUCAUGUCAGAGGUUUUUUUAAUAAAACUGUACAAAUACGAUCUUACAAAAAGUAAAUUUCCUUACCUAAAGAAGAUGUUGAUGCACUUAUGUAUUGUACUUAGCAAUAUUAAACAAUUAAUGAGUUUAUCUUGUUUAAUAAUUAAACUAUUUCAUUGCAAACUUAUCUUACUUUUAGUUAUGAAAUCAUUAUGAAAUAAGAAGAGUUUAGUAAGAUUUGAAGUUAAGGGAUAAAAUAUCCAUGUGCAAUAUUGUAAUUUUCAGUUGCAAUAAAAAAAUUAAAAGAUAA